Molecule: messenger RNA, 8422 nt
Organism: Temnothorax curvispinosus
Lineage: Eukaryota; Metazoa; Arthropoda; Insecta; Hymenoptera; Formicidae
Exons: 9
Source: RefSeq, a predicted model, not a curated record
AGCGCAUCGGCGCUCCGAUUCGAGAAAUCGAGUACAUAGUGAUCCUCAAUAGAAUUAACCGAGAUCAAUAACGAAGUGGAUUCAUCAGUGAUGCGUGUCUCCAUUUGUGCAAUUACUUGCCGGAUGUGUCACGUGGAUCCGCUGCGAUCUGCCGGAGUUUCUAUGGCAUAGAGAUCUACGUUCGACACAACAAUUACUCCUUAUUUAUGGCGGCGGUGCAGUGUACGACUUAACAUUGCACAAAGAUACCGAGAUCGCAUUCUCUCCAUCCUGAUAAUAGUGCAUAAUUUCACGUGAUAGUGGUGGUACGAGAUAGUGUGCUGGAUCCUCUUUGAAGUGCUACACAAGGGGCUGCAAUUACCGUCUCGCGAUACGCGACGUCGCUGCCAGUCCGCCUCGCGCGGAUCGCGGAUGAAAGGAUGCGAUUAACGCGGCGAUUCGCCGUUACGGGACUGUGAAAUUCGCGGAACGACGUAGCCUAGUCGCGGCAGCAAUUCCGUAACGUACUUCUUUACGCGAUAUCGGAACGGCGCAAAAAAUAGAGAAGCUAGAUCGAUCGUCCGCCUCGCGAGCGUUCGUGAAAUCGGCCACGGGACUAUCACCGGCUGGUGUCACGAAGCAAUCAGUGUACCGCGAAGUGUACCAUCCCUCUAAAUUGCGGUGUGCUUUCUCUUUCUCUCUCUCUUUCUCUCCGCACGAUAACGGCACUCGGCUGCCCGCCGAUACACCAGUCCGCAAAAAGCCUCGCAAACGUACAAUUAUGUCUGCAGUCUAAUUGGAAACAAUGCCAUUGUGUACGAUUGGAGAAAGUUUAGAAGUUUUAGAAGAGAACGUUACCGCAACAAACUUUAUUGCGUAGUCACCGAAUGCAUCUUUGGACAUUUUUUCUACCCAUCAAAUGGAACAUCUUGAAAUAACGCAACAGACGACGCUUGUUUCAGUCUCAAUUAUAUGAUCAGCGCGUAAUGACAGUCUGAGCUGUAAGCGAAAAGGACUCUACGCAUCUGGGAUUUAUUUCACGUGUGGAAUUUUUGAAAAUUCGCCAACCACUCUCCUUCACAAACUCAGCAUUUCGCAACAUACAUAUCGUCGCCGAGUUUACUGCAAUUCUCACGCGGACACGCGCUGCGAGAGGUACCGGUUCGGCUCCGCGGUACGAUGUUACGUACCUUCUACGGUGAAUUUCGCGGUACUUCAAAUGGCAGUUUCCGCCGCAGAGUAAUAGUUUCGCAGCUUGCCGCAGCCACGGAUUGUUUCUGCUCCGCUGGCGCGGCGCGUUUCGCUAAUUUGCUUCGAUAAUGCUCGCUGACAGAACUCGCUGUAAAACCGAAACUGGGUUCCUGAAUUUAAGGCCGCGCGACAAAUCGCAGCGGUAAACAACGUCCCUUGUUCAUAGUUACAAGAGACUGACAUUGUGCGAUCGAUAUUGUAAAAGUGUAUUCAAACAUAGCGCAAUGCAAUAGUAAUUAUUAUUAGACUGCUUCUCGGUGUACUUGAGCGCACGCUUUGAAGAAAUCGACAAAAGCUAAUUUCCUGUCAAGAUAAUGACGAUUUAUCGGAAAAAAAGCCAUUGUAUCUUUAUUUUAUGUUUCUGAUUGCAGCGAUUAUUAAUGAGUCAUGCACGAGUCUACACGUGUCGUAUCUGAGGAUCGAUAAUUAGCGCGAACGAAGUUACGCUAAAAAGUUAUCGUCUCCGUUUACCGAUCGCAAUCUCCACAUCGGCAACACGACGAAAACACCGAACCCGUACUUAUUUCCACGUUCCACGCUGCGUUGCGUGAGCAAACGAAGAGGCGAGGGCACAUCUCUUCCACGAAUCUCUUUUUCGGGAAUUCGUCGGUCGCGCGUAAAUCCAGCGUGCAAUCCACGGUGGAGCAAUAAUCUGCGUCUUCGAGGAAACCGGAGCCGCGGGAAACCGUGCACGGCCGCGUAUGAGGGUAACCGGCAUCGACGUCGAAGGACACCGCGAGAAGUUAUCCUUUGCGUGGCGAAUCGCGUUACAACGCUCCGCGGGACCGGGGUCGGGAACGGGGCACCUUGGCGCGCUUCACGUCGGAAGAAAUGCAUCGAGCGCAGCUCCGAGAGGCGCGCUCGUGACUCGAAGAACUCGGAUGCUGGUCGGACGGGAAUUCAAGAAGUUCGUCGCGCGCGUCAAGGAGAAUCCAUACGGAGCGCGGCAUGCGAUAAUGCGGCUCGACGUUGUGCAGCCGUCGGAGCGAAUCCGCGACAUGGUGCUGCGGCGAGCGGGAGAGGAUUAGAGAUUGCAAAAUCGAUGCAAUUGACAAUUGUACCGUCGAUGUCGCGCGGCAUUGACUGCCGGAGAGAUGUUUCUCGGUUAAUGCCGGCUGCCUGACACGGAAUUGCACCGCGUCGAUCACGCUGCGUGACCUGGAAUCGUCCGCAUACGCCGCAGCGGUCGUUUAUUGAGGAUAAUAACGGCUCCUUCAACAGAUAUAGGAGAUACGUAAGUAAGGAUCUCUUCGUGUCACCAGUACCCCUUCCUACUCUCUUCGAGGAGACACGACUAAAAUGCCGUUUUGCGAUAAAAGAUGAACGAUGAAAUAAUCUCGAAGUCCAAUGUCGGCAGCAACAUUCCUUUCGCCGACGAGGAUGCGAUCAACGUGGACGGCGGCGUCUCUCGUCUGGUCACUUCAUGGAUCACGUCGAAGAGGUUGACGAACGCCGAGGAGGACACGUGUUCGCGGAACGUGCAGAACUUCACGACCUUCCGGGCUUCCGGUUUACCGGCGAUUGCGAGGCGGGACUUGCCGACGUCUGACGACGGCAAGAUGCUCAAUCAUCGGCGGGAGUCGUCUCAGCAACGUUACGCGCGUCAGUCGUCCGCUCCGAGGACAGACCAAAGCGAAGAGAUCGAAGGCAUUUCGUCGCGCUUCGAGAAUGCGGUGAUAAAAUACCAGAAGCCAAAGCCACGUCCCAAGCGACAGAUCAGCAGAGAGCGUCAGCAACAGCAGCAACAGAGCAAUUGCUCGAGCAGCGACGAGAGCGUCGCGAGAAACAAGUCGAAGAGCACCAGCUCGAUCGACACGCAGUCGGUGAACAAUAUUUUGGACGAGUACGAGGAUCUGGACUAUCGGAGAUCGUCGGAUCUCAGUGACGUCGGUAAUAUCAGCGUGACAAAUUUCGAGGCGAUAAUGAUGGAUCAACAGAAACGGCAGCAGGUAAAGUCGAAGCAGAUUAAGUCAUUGUCCGGCGCAAAAAUUCAGCCUAAAUCUAUUCCGACGAGGGAAAAGAUUCAACCGGUGCUAAAGGUGAAUCAGCAGACCCAAGUGAGACAGCGUUCGCGGGACAGACAGAGAGACUCUAACAAAGGACACCAGCAAGAUACCUGUUGUGUUUCGCCGCCGGUUACAAUGGACGAGAUCGAGAGCGGUCGCUCGAAAAUGCCUGAGAUCUUGCUGCGCAAAGGAGAGGUCCAGAAAAGGGUAGACGAAUGGUUAAAUCAAGCGCACAGUCAAAACUUUCCGGUAACUCCACGUGAAAAACCAUUGACGAGGUCCAAUAGCAGCGCUGAGCAGAAGAGCCAGCGAAGGUACCGUGGUCAGGAUUCACGGUCUCGAUCAUCCAUCGACGAGGCGAGGGACAGAUUGAACGGAGGAACCUCGUCGAGUUACGACGAUCUGACUCGUGUGAAUCGAAGAUUAGAGCGUAGCAGGCCGGAGAAGGUUAACGUCGGUGUGAACACUAGUAGAGGCACGUAUAAGGAAUACUUGGCGGUGAGAAGUAAACAGCAGGAUUAUGGCUUCAACGCUCAGUUGUGUGCCGCGUCGUUAAGAUCCGGAGAUUCUAACCCGGCCUCCAGGAUACCUCAGAGAGGACUUCUAGGUUCGAGCUUCAAGUCCAGACGUGUCGAAGCGGAUCUUGAAGAGAAAACUACCGCCGCGAGUAGGAUUAUGAAUUUGUCAAAGGCGAUGAGCGAGUCUGAUCACGGUAGGACGACCGUUAACAGCAAUUCAAAGAUGAACGAGGUGUCUACUGGUACGACGACGACGACGACGACGUCAAUUAUUUCCUGCAGAAGGCCGUCACUGAAGCGUUCUGGAAACAGCGCGGAUGAAAACUGUGCGGCGGCGACGGCGGCGCACUCGCUUGUUAAGGAGGAGAUGGACCCGACGUGCGAGCCAGGCCCCUCGAAGGGCCUAUCGUUGCCCGGAGGCACUCUUAGUGACCAAGGCGAGCCGAUCUCACCAAAUAAGGACGGAGAAAGUAGGCGGCCGUCUGCUACGGCGAGCGGGCCGACGCUGCGACCCGCCGCCGCCGAUAAAACGGUUGAGACGGCCUGUAAAUCGACGGAAGUGUCGACAAGAUGUGCCGCAAACUAUUCGCGAGGUAGCUCGUCGAGGAUCGCUUCGUCGGCGGAAUCUGACCGGGUCGUCGCGAUCGAAUCGCCGCGACGCCGACUUCAGUUUUGCAGCGACAUCCGAAGGGAGUUUAGAUCAAUCGAUCAAUCACGACAGGAGCAACCGAUUUAUGGCUCGGCUGUUAGCGCUCGUGUGCGGGCUCUUCAAGGUCAGGUGGAGUCGCGCACUCCGAGAUCCAGGUGUCACCAAGUCGCAGGGGCGUCGAUGGAAGUCAGAAGGCCCGCGGCCUUGCCGCGCAAGGAUCUCGGUGUGUCUCCCUCGCGAGACGCUGGAUCGCAGGAUCGAACGAGGAUGUCGAUUGGCAUACCUUCGUCGAGCUUCAAGCCAAACAAUCGAGCUUACACCGCGAUCAGUGAUUCGCAGCAACAACCGAAUGAGCAGAAUGCCACAAGAUCCAAGAUUGCUGUCUGUGAAAAUGUUCCGUCCGUUAGAGUUAUGCGUUACGCCUCUCCCGAUCACGUGGAAAAAAUUUACGAACGUAGCUUGCAACCGCAGGUGAUCCACACAGAUAAUCUCGAAUCAAUUCUUCGACCUUCCCUGCAAGCGUCGCCUUACGGUGAGAAGGUCGGCGUUUCUAAACUGGAUCGAGAGUCAACUGUCAAGGAAACGUCGUCGACGUUCGAGGACGAGACGUUCGACAAGAUUGGCAAGUCGCGACACGAACAUCUCGAGACUAUCGAGGAGGACGAUCGGAAGAGCGAAGGCUCGGUCUGUAGGUAUCCGGAGAUCGGGUUGAAACAGUGUCUGAAGGUGCAGAAGAGUCUGCCGAAUGGCAGGUCGAAAGAAUCGGCGGACAAGCGGGACAAGAGGAAAGACAAUCCGAUUUAUGUUCAGUGGAAUCAACAGCAGCCGGUUGUUCUUAAUGAGCCCGCGAAAACUUUCGCCACUUUUCAAUCGGCGUCCUCUUGUCAGAGUAACGUUAAAUCGAGUAUCAGGUCUCGAUCUCCGGAGAUAAAAGAAUCCCGAGGUCAUGAAGAGAUUAGACAAGAUCCAGACGAGUCGACGACAAUCCUUCAAGAUCUCGUGGGUUACGAGGACGCGUCGCGAGAGGAUCAGAACCAACUGACGAUCCAUUCGCGGGAGAACAGCAAUUUGUCGACCGCUACAAUUCCUGUGGAUGAACUGGAGAGUCAGGCAGGCUCGAGAUUGAAGACUGAGAUUGAAGAUCCUUCUCGAAAUAAACUUCAGUUCGGUGAAAAGUUACAAGACCGCGUAGUUGAAGAGAACGCGGUAAAGAACGCCGACGAACGUGGUGCGGUGGUCAACGAAAUUCUCGUUAAGAACCUGCAGUUCGAGCAGGAUCUGCCGGAAAAUCCGGUCGAGCAAACGAGAUCGGAUCACGUGAUACAGCAGGUGAAUUUUCACAAUAUUUUGUGCGACGAUUACGAAAAUGAGAAGUUGAAGAACAAGAAGAUGUAUAUGACGAAGGAAGAAAUGGAACACCGGAGGCUAAUAGACAUGUUGAAGAGAGGGAACUUCGAGACGCUGAAAACGGAGCUGGAGAGGAGUUACACCCUGUCGACCCCGGGGGGUAGCAGUCCCGUUUGUUGUCCGCCUUGCAGCCCACCGCCCGCGCCGGCCGCAUACAUAUCGAGCGCGCGCGCGUCCUCGCGUAGACUCGGCGCCGGAAGUGGCCUCGGCGGGCCGACAUCCCCGGAGAGGGAUCCCCUGGGAAGACUGUUAAGAUUCCUGAAGACCUUCUACAGGGAGUUGGGCACCCGCGAUCUGCCCCAUCUACCGCCAUGGGCGUCUCCGCUGCCGCUCGGCCCCCUCUGCCCGGCGCACUUUCAGCCGCAUCUGCAGCUCGUGCACAAGAGCGAGCAGGAGCACCGUCUCGAGAACAUCAAGCCCGACCAGAUCUUCGCCCCCGUCAGGCUGAGCGACGGUACCGUGUCGGAGGCGCCGCGGCGCGUCGCCGUCGAGGGUGGUCCCGGAAGCGGCCGGACCACACUCUGUCUGCGACUACUGCACCAGUGGGCGAGUCAGAGCGACGGUCCCGCUCUGGCGUUCAUCGUGCCGCUGCGCGAGCUUCGCGGUAGCCCGGUCCUAAAUUAUCUGGCGCGAGAAUUGUUUCCAAGAACGUCCGCGUUGGGCGACGCGGUCGCCCAGGUAUGGCGCACUCUUCACCUGAUGGAGGACCGCGUGCUCUUCGUCCUGGACGGUUACGACGAGUGCGUGGGCGGCCGGGCGUCGCUCGGCGACGCGGCCGACUUGCUGGAGGGACGACUGUUCCCGGACGCCAGGAUCCUGGUCACGUGCUCGCCCAACAACUCAACCACCCUCGCGCCCUUGGUCCAACGCAGAAUUCAUCUGGCUGGCCUCGAGUGGCCGCAUGUCGAGCGGCUCUGCAUGGCCUAUUUCAUUCACAACGACAUCGCCGAGAAGGCCUGCGAGUUUCUCGAGGCGCUCAACGUGCAACCGCAAUCCGUCAGGCAGCUCGGCCAGCAUCCGCUCGGCUGGAUCAUGCUCUGCUGCUUAUACCAGGACUCCGGAAGCCUGCCGACUGAGACAAGUGCCCUCGUGCAAGCGGCGGUGAAGUGCAUCGUGAAGAGGAGCUUAGAUCCGCCGAUUCCCUAUAACGAGGAGAUCCCGGGCCAUUGUAGGAAGCGUCUCGAAGACUUCGGCAAGGUGUCCCUGGCCGCCCUAAGGGAGAGCAGAUGCUGUUACACGGAGGCCGAGCUGAGGGCACGGGGUGGCGGCAUCGAGGUCACUCGACUCGGCUUCCUCACGAGGGGACUGACCUUCGGUCAGAGACGCAAGCCGGACCUUUACACGCCUAUCCAUGUGGCGGUUGCGGAGUUUCUGGCGGCGUACUAUCUCACCUCGGUAGCGCAAUACGCCAACAUCCUGCGCCGCGAACUGGAGGGCCUACCCUCGGGCAUCAUCGGCCAUUUGGCCGGUUUGCUGGGCCCCAAGACCCACCUGAUUCUGAAUCAAUUGUGCCCGCUGGAAGUGCCGCCCAGAGCCGUGUUCUCGUUGCUGAAGGCGGCCGGCGCGUCCGACGGCAACAUCUCGGCGGUCUGCCGACUGGUCGGCGCGGGCCCCGGAUUCGGGCCCGCGCCCAACGAACGGCCCCCGGCCCCGUUGGUGCACACGUCCCCUCUGGAGCUGGAGGGAUGGGCCAGGAUCCUCGAGAGUCCCGCUUGCACGCUCGAGGCGCUCGAGGUGGUAUUCCAAGUGGAACGCGGUUCCGAUCCGAGAUAUCUGGACGAUUUCUUCGACGCGCUCGCCGGCAACGAGAGCGUCAAACUCGUCAGGAUCACGUCUCUGCUGGGGCAGGAGUUCCCCGCGGACGAGGCGCAGCGAUUGGCCGGACACCUGAAGAGCGUGCUCGGCAAGAAGAAGCUCAACGACUUCGAGCUUGUCAUCACUUGUCUCGAGGAGGCGGCCCAUGAUAGAUUGGAGUGCGUGGUGAACGCUCUUUGUCGCGGCUUGAGUCACGCCUCCGGCAAUCUGUCGCGUCUGGUGCUCGACAUGAAUCUGUCCGGCGAGCAAGUGUCCCGGGUCUGCGAGGCACUUCGCGACUGCAUUCAAGUGCAGGCGUUGCACUUGCCCCAUUUAGGCUGCGGAUGCGAGGGCCUGGCAUCGGUCGCCGAGCUGCUGAAGGAACGGCCGCUGCUGGCACUCAACCUGGCCGGCAGUUGGGGCGCCAAGAACGAGGAUCCGUCCAGCUCUGGCAUCAGUAUGGGUUCAGGUUCAGGUUCCGGCUCCGGUAGCAGCGGCUGCGCCUCCAGUACCCUCGGCACUCUACCGCUGAAUCGCUGCUACUCGUCCUUACCCAGGGGCGCGCUAACGGCUUACGGCAGCCUGACACGACCCGCCACUCUACCGCGACUUCCACUGGGCCUAGGCUUGGGCCCGGCGCCCAACACCGGCAACGGACCUCUGCCCCAGAACGAUCGGGAUCGAGACAGCAACGGAAGCAGCAAGAGAAACAGCGACAGCGUGCUCUGUCAUCGGCUGCCCUUGUUACAUCCUCUGCCCACGUGUGAUGUUACCAGUCAUCAGGGCACUGGCUUCCACGAGAUAUUCAACGCUAUUAG